UGACUGGUUAAGAUCACAACAACAAAGUUCUCGUAAACAUCGCAUAAAAGUUACUAUAAUAGGUAUCAUAAUUUUGGCCGCAGUUAUCGGAGGUGUCGCGUACUUUAUAAAAAACAGUAACAAUAAUUAUUUAAUUAAUAGUAAAAAAUUUCCUAAUGCGAAAUAUUUCACUUGGGACAAAAGGCCUGUCAAUUUAACAAUCAUUCCGAAUACUGCCUAUAAAAAAGUUUUUUAUGGAAUGAAUUAUGGUCCUGUAAAUGCUAGUUAUCCAUGGUGUUCAAAUACUUUAGGUGAUGUUAUCGAAGAUGUGAAAUUGAUUUCUCAAUUAACUAAUAGAAUCAGACUUUAUGGUAUGGAUUGUAAUAUGGCUGAUUACACUAUGGAAGCAAUAGUUAAAUUAAAAUUAAAUAUGACUAUUGUUCCAACUAUUUGGGUUGAUGAUAAUGAUACUACUUAUCAAAGACAAUCUGAUAUUUUAUUUAAUUUGAUCAAAAAAUAUGGUGAAGAUAGGAUCGAUGGUAUUUCUGUCGGUAAUGAAG
Scutellospora calospora is the source of this 539-nucleotide messenger RNA. Lineage: Eukaryota; Fungi; Glomeromycota; Glomeromycetes; Diversisporales; Gigasporaceae. The record is from the annotation of a GenBank genome assembly.